This is a messenger RNA of Synchiropus splendidus (mandarinfish), 3608 nucleotides long. Its product is annotated as calcium/calmodulin-dependent protein kinase type IV. Lineage: Eukaryota; Metazoa; Chordata; Actinopteri; Syngnathiformes; Callionymidae. The transcript is spliced from 11 exons. The record is from RefSeq and is a predicted model, not a curated record. Gene Ontology annotation, biological process: protein phosphorylation. Gene Ontology annotation, molecular function: ATP binding; calcium/calmodulin-dependent protein kinase activity; calmodulin binding. Bases 614 to 2050 code for a protein of 478 amino acids.
AUCUGGAGCAUCUCUGCCCGGGCACCAAAGCUGCCGCCUCCGACAUCCCGCACCGACUCUCCCGGGUUUCACCGCCAGUGUCCCGUCUGCAACCGCCGAGUUGUUGUUUCGGGUCUUCCUUCGGGACCACCGCGGGGACGUGCCGACGCGUUCCGCCGGUUAAAAACACGGAAACACAAGUGCAACCCCGGAGGAGGCUUCUGGACCGGACCGUGCCAACAUCCGAGGAGAUCCAAGGCCCGAUGGAAGCUGAGACACAUCUGGAUCUGUCGCGUCUGGGAGCGGGUUCCUUCAUCCAUCUGGACUAGGCUUGUCUGCCUGGUUCCGUUUGGAUUCUGCUGUUUCACCUGCAGCAAACCAAAUUGACGAACCUGAUAGAGAGUUUGAGAGAGGCGGAUCCUCCCGGUCUGGAUUAGAGCCCAUCAGGAUCAUGAAUCACCACCCCUUUGCUUCUCUAAUCUGAGUUUUAUCGAGCUGGAUUUAAAUCUGACAUUUCGUCUGGAUUACUCUGCUUCUGGUUCGGAACGGAUCUCAUCUGACCCGGUUUGAACCUGUCUCUGGUCUCGGGUUGAGUCCUCGGUGCUGGUUUUAGAGAGGAGUGACUCUUGCCAUCAUGCCCACAUCCCGGCCCGGUUCUGAGCCAGUGGAGUUCUGGGUGGACGGGUCCAGAAGGGACGGCACCGUGGAGGAGUUCUACACGCUGAGUUCCGAACUGGGCAGAGGAGCGACGUCUAUCGUGUAUCGCUGUGAGGAGAAACAGACCCAGAAGCCAUACGCUGUCAAAGUGCUGAAGAAAACGAUCGACAAGAAAAUAGUCCGCACUGAAAUUGGUGUCCUGCUGCGUCUGUCCCACCCGAACAUUAUCCAGCUUAAGGAGAUUUUUGAGACAGACACGGAUAUCGCUCUGGUGCUGGAGCUGGUGACUGGUGGAGAGCUGUUCGAUAGGAUCGUGGAGCGCGGGUACUACAGCGAGAGAGAUGCUGCUCACGUCAUCAAACAGAUCCUGGAGGCUGUCGCGUAUCUGCAUGAGAACGGAGUGGUGCAUCGCGACCUCAAACCUGAGAACCUGCUGUACGCCGACCUGUCUCUGGACGCGCCUCUCAAGAUUGCCGACUUUGGUCUCUCAAAAAUCAUCGACGACCAGGUCACAAUGAAGACAGUCUGUGGAACCCCGGGUUACUGUGCUCCGGAGAUACUGAGGGGAAAUGCCUACGGCCCUGAAGUGGACAUGUGGUCAGUGGGCGUCAUCCUCUACAUUCUCCUGUGUGGGUUCGAGCCCUUCUUUGACCCGCGGGGCGACCAGUACAUGUACAGUCGCAUCCUCAACUGUGACUAUGAGUUCGUGUCUCCAUGGUGGGACGAGGUCUCCCGCAACGCCAAGGAUCUGGUCAGCAAGCUGAUCGUCCUGGACCCUCGCAAGCGCCUGAGCGUGCGGGAGGCUCUGCAGCACCCCUGGGUGCUGGGCAAGGCUGCCCGCUUCUCUCACAUGGACACCACACAGAGGAAACUGCAGGAGUUCAAUGCACGACGCAAACUCAAGGCGGCCAUGAAGGCCGUCGUGGCCACCAGUCGGAUGCACGAGGGUUCGCGGCGCCGCACAGACAGUUGCGACAUGCCUGGCUCAGGGACGUCCAGGCAGAGCAGCAUGCAGCAGGACCCGCCACCUGAUUCUCCAGGGCCCACCACCGCAGACAAAGAGGCUUCACCGGUGGAUCCCGAGAACACGGUGGAAGAAAAAGAAGCUAAGCCCAAGGACCCCAGUGUCACCUCCAGCUCGCCCCCGCGUAGUCCCAAACCACCUGCUGCAGAUGGCACAGGCUCUGCCCCCGUCAGACCACCAUUGCGGGCAGACGGCCUUCGGCAAGCGUCCGUCAUCCCCAAGAGCAUGCUAGUCCAGCCGCGGCUGCAGCACAAGAGCUGCUCCGCCAUGGAGACCAGCUCCAGAGCGGAAGUCCCUGCCUCCUUGGCAUCGCCCCCCAGUCCCAACAGCCUCAGCAAUGGUUUCAUUCCGGUAAAGGAGCCCAGCAGCAAGACAGCGCCCUGUCAAUGAUCACAUGACUCUGAAGAGAAGCUCCAAACUGCCACAAAGAGCACGAGUUCAGCCUACUGAUUGAUUCUCCGGACCAGAUCUCAUCAAAGGUUCCUCCUCAAACGAAUCCAAAACUUCCAGUUCAGUACCUCUGCUAAUGCUCUGCACUCUGGCAAUGCGGUCAGCCUUUCAGUAUUUUUGGGUUGAUAGCCGCUCCCGGUCAAAGUUUCCAACAUUCUGAAGUUUAUCACCGAGGUUUGAUUUUGAAGAUUGUAGACAUUUGAGGCUCUCACUACUGAGGUGGUGAGGACCGACUAACUUUAGCUUUAGUGUCGCUCCCAAGCCCCCACGUCUAAUCCAUAGGUUAACAGGGUUCGAGUUCACUCAGGUUUUGGGUUGAGAUUGAAAAUUGUAUUACAUCGUGUGAGGAAAAUACUUUUUCAUUGCUGAACAUAAUUGAAUGCAUUAUUUAUAAUCUUGAAUUUAGUUUUUAUGGCACCUUUUUUCUUGUUUUGAAAAUAUUUCUUAUUUUGAUGUUUUUUCAUCUCACAGAGUUUUCGGUUUGAAUGUCAAGGUAGCAGUGCUAGCAGGUGUUUGACACAUGUGAAAAUGUUGACAGACAGAUUUAUUACAUUUAACUCAUUCAUUCACUGUCCUCCACUCUUUCCCUCUAUGGGGAAGUGGUCGUGUUGUAUGGCAACCACAUAACUCAAGAUUGAGUCAGGACCAAGAUCAAUAAGGGGGCGAGACAAAGACCUAGACCAAGACUGAAUACAGAAUAAAAUACUAGUUUUUUCCAAUGAUAUCAUCUCAGUUCUUGAUUUAUUUUGAAAAAAAUAUAUACUACAGUUUCUUUUACAGUAAGAAAUAAAUGUUUGUCUACAUGACUGAAAGACUUAUGCUUCUGUAUUCCGCAUUCGAUUUGGCCUCGGUCUUGGUCUUGGCCUUCGCCUUGACUCAGUCCCAGGUUAGGUGGUUUGGACUGCAACACUAGGACGCAGUGGGCUGAAGUCUGUCCCAUCCACGAUAUGCCCUUAGAUAGAAAGUUCCUUUAAAUACAAUCUAACACUUUUUGUCAAUGUAUGUUUUCUUUAAUGUUAACUUUUCAUCAAGUAUGAAUGUUUUUCUUUUUGACAAUUUUUAUUCCUUAUUUAAGAUUUUUUAGGCUUUACUUAUUUCACUCAAGAUCUGUUUUCAUGUAGAUUUGGACAGCUUUUAAUUUCCACUUUUAGUUUUCAAAACUCGUAAAAUGUUUCUUUUUGUAGCUUUUUUCUUGUUUAUUUUUUAUUUUUUGUCAUUUCUUGCUAGUCUCGUGCCUCAUGUGGCGCUGUUCGCCAAGUUAUGUGAGCAUAGCAUUCCCCGCUUCAUCUGCUACCUAAAAACCUUUUGGUUCCACUCCUCCAUGAUUACUUGACUCACAGGCCUCAGACAAACCAGGUGAUAAAGUAUUCUGAAGUGAAGUGAAGUGAGUCCCCUUGUUUUUAACAGUCAUAAACCAGUCAGAGAGACGAAUCUCUCUCUCUCUCUCUCUCUCUCUCUCUCUAUAUAUAUAUAUAUAUAUAUAUAUAUAUAUAUAUAC